AAGGGUAAUUUGUUUGGAAAGUUAUAAAAGUGUCUGAAAAUAAGGACUUUGGACCUUCUCAGCCAUAACUACUAUAAAUACAAUGAUAUCCUUCAUGAUGACAGGUUGUGAUCAAGAAUAUAUUGUAAGUAUUUCUUUGCAGGGCUACUUAGUCUCCUUAAAAGAACAAUUAGCAUGUUAAGCUAACACUUUCUCAUUAAUCAUUUUGGCUGCUACUUCAUUUUGUCAUAGUAUUGUGAACUGAAAUGGGAACACUUUAUAUCGGAAAGCAUACAUUCAGACAGAACAAACAUGAAUUAACUUUGUAGUUUAAACACAUAGAAAAUAUUUUUCAUUUACCUUAAAUGAAGUAGUUAUUCCACUCUAUUCAGCAUUGUUAGACCUUAAUUGGAGCACUGACUUCAAUUUUGGGCAUCAUAUCUUCAAAAAAACAGACCCAAGUGAAACAAAUUAAAAAGAGGGCAGAUAAAAGGUUUGGAAAAUAUUGUAAGACUUAUUCAGCCUAAAGAAAAGGAGAUUAAUUUGAAACUUGUCUACAUGUAUGUACAGGAAGGGAUAGUCUAAAGAGGUCAAGGAUCAACAAUUAUUGUUGGGUCAAGAGUCAGACUAUUAAUAGGUUUAAGCUGCAGCAGUGAAAAUUCAGUCUGAAAAUUAAGAGAAACUAUAUAAUUGGAGGAAAAGUUAGACAGUAAAACGCAUUGCCAAGAUUGGGGUUAUGAAACUGGAGCUAUUCAAGGGUGGCUAGACAUCAGGGAUAGUUUUGGAGUAACUGAAUUAAUCCAAGCAUAAUAUCGGGAGGUUGACUAGAUGACCCACUAACAAUCCCUUCCAACCCAAAUGAUUCAAUGAGACUUCUGAAAUAUCUCAAUAGUGGCAGUUUCUCUGUUUCCAGCAUAAUAAGCUGUUACUACCAGAUAGAUAUGCCAACAGUAAUGUACCAGGACUAAUGCUAGUGAGGUAUAAGAUCAUAGCUGAACAUGGCAUUUUAAAUGUUUCAUAGAAUUUAUUUUUCUGUUAGGUUCAGCUUGCCCUUAAUCCAUGUGAAGAUUUGCUGGCAACAUAUUAUAGAAGUUAUUAACAGUUUUUCACCAUCUCUAACAAAUCGUAUUGUGGUGUUAAAGAAGAGUCUGUCCAAAUGAGCAAAACAUCACAGCAGAACACCACUACAGAAGCAAACGGUAUAAGUGUGAUUCACAUACAAGCACACACAAGUGGUUUGCAACAGGUUCCUCAGCUGGUGCCAGGUAGUCCUGGUGGUGGAGGCAAAGCUGUGGCUCCAAGCAAACAGGGCAAAAAGAAUUCCUCUGUGGAUAGAAACAGUGAUGAAUAUCGCCAACGCAGAGAGCGCAACAACAUGGCGGUGAAAAAGAGCCGGUUAAAAAGCAAGCAGAAAGCACAAGAUACGCUACAGAGGGUCAACCAGCUUAAAGAAGAAAAUGAACGUUUGGAGGCAAAAAUUAAGCUCUUGACAAAGGAGCUUAGUGUACUUAAAGACUUGUUUCUUGAGCAUGCACACAAUCUUGCAGACAAUGUGCAACCUAUUGGCACUGAAAACACCACCACAAACCCAGAUAACACCGGACAGUAGACACAAACUUCAAACUUCACAACCUCGUGGACUGAACAUUAGAGGUGCAGCCCUCUCUGCACUACUCAUUCAGUACAGAGAAGGAAUGCUGUUCUAACUUUUUAAAGAUCAUCUUGUGGGUAUUUUUUCUCCUUUUAGGUUUAACACUGAAGAUUUGAUACAAAUAAAAUGUAAACUGUUUUGAGUAUGUUUUAAAGUGUUAAAUAUUUUCUGCUCUGAAAGGUUUGGUUAAACAAGUAAAAAUGAUCUAAAUGGACAAAACCAAGAGCCUGUCAGUGAAAUUGAAUUUAUACAGCAAUGUACAUUCACCAUCUUAUAUUUUGCAUAUUGUAAGGAGUACAGCUGGGAGGUUUUACUGCAAUACUGAUGGAUAAUUAGAUGAAAUAUCUGUUCAGUACUCUUUAAAAUGUAUUUCUUAAGCAGUCUUUUCUACAUUGUGUAUUACAAAACUUCAAAGGCCAGGGCAGAAAUUUGUUUUCUAAUUUGGUGGGCUACUUCAAAAGUGUAGCACAAGCCCUACCCAAGAUAAUGUAGAUCUCUCUUAGUCAUAGUUAACGGGGAGUGCCUACUAACAGUGCCUAGUAAUGGUGAGCCAGGGUGCUUACUAAUGUUUUCUAAAGACUACUACAUUCUUUGUGAGAAAUUGUAAUGUAUUAUGACUGACAUAGACAGAAAAUUGGCUCACAACCUGUAAAUGGCUAUCCGGAAGCAUCAUGUAUAGGAGGUAAAGUAGAACAACAUUUUAUUUUUAUAACCCCUUUAAGCCUGUGUUCAACAUGCUAGCAUUAUUCAUAUGGUGACUUUGGGUCCUUAUAGCAUCAUGUUUUGGUCUCCUGAAAAUGUUUAAGUUCUGUAAAAUAAUUGCUUAUUAGAAUCACGCUGCUGCCAAGGUGCAGGUAUCAGGAUGAGAGUAACAUGCACACAUUGACUAAAGCAAUGAAAGGGCUAAUGCAGAACAUCUGUUCAAUCACAAUGUAGAUUACUUGAUCCUUACUACCAUACAACACCAGUUAUAUGGCUGUUUGCAUUUCUGCAGGAUAGCAGUUGCUAAACUAAAGUAAUUUUAAAAAGAAAUGCCCUUAGUUUGAGUAACUGAUGCAGCAGACUUCCUAUAGACACCAUUGCCAUGCGAAGGAGUAUCUUGAAUCUUGUUUUAUUUUGAUGAAACAAACAGUUUCUCUCUAACAAUGUUUUUUUUCUUAAAUUUGAUAAGUCCCUUACUGUGACCCAUAACGCAGCAGUAUAUUAUACUGAGGAGUUAAACUAGAAAAGUGAAGCAGGAACUUUGAUGUAACCUUAAUUUAUUUUCAUUUUUAAAUGUUCCAUUAAUAGUAUGUGUGUUACAUAUAACCCGUGUGUCUGGCUAGUGAACUAUUACCUUAUUUUUAUUUCCCUCCUACACUACUUGUUUCCAUACUUGACUUUGUAGUAUGAUUGUGUGUAUUGCGUAUGUAUUUAGGAGGAGAACUUGGGUAAGAUCUUGGUUAGAUGCUAAGUUAGAAAAUAAAACUUUCAAAAAAUCCAUUUUGAGUUUAAACUUUUACUGCAAAGGUCAUCAGCCAAGAAAGACUUUUACAGCUUGUCCUAGUUCAUGGAAGUCUUUUACAGAGAGAAAUUUUCUGGUUCUAGUGACAGCUUAAGUAGGUAGGGAUGAAAUAUCAGAAGCUAAUAAAAAUGUUUUGCCUCAGAGCCUAGAUCGUGCUGCCUCUUCUUUGCCCUCAUGCUUAAUAGAAGCAACAGCAUAUUGGGGCCCAGGUGGAGCCUCUACCUUAUAUCCAUGACUUCCUUGGGACUCUUUCCUGGCGUAUUCUAAUGAGGAUCACAGGCUAGGCCACAAAUGGUCUGAGUAGAAUCCUUUUCAGCUAACCUUAUUUGUACAUUAGUAGUUCAUUAUGGUGGUGAUGGAGCAGUUUAGCCAUAUUUUCACCUUUUAUCUUUUCCUGAAUAUAUUAAAGAAACUGGCCAACUUAUUUUCAUAUAAUCUAACUGCAAAGACAACAUCCAUAGUUGGAAGGAGUCUGUAAUGGAGUUUUUAAGGGAAUCCAAAGCUAUUUACAAAGGUGGAUCGGUAUCCCUUGGU
This is a messenger RNA of Terrapene triunguis (Three-toed box turtle), 3668 nucleotides long. It is a transcript of the gene CEBPG, whose product is annotated as CCAAT enhancer binding protein gamma. The record is from RefSeq and is a predicted model, not a curated record. NCBI's taxonomy places the organism in Eukaryota, Metazoa, Chordata, Testudines, Emydidae. Gene Ontology annotation, molecular function: DNA-binding transcription factor activity, RNA polymerase II-specific; RNA polymerase II cis-regulatory region sequence-specific DNA binding. The transcript has a single exon. Bases 1136 to 1588 code for a protein of 150 amino acids. Gene Ontology annotation, biological process: regulation of transcription by RNA polymerase II; DNA-templated transcription.